AACACUGCUCCAGACAAUACGAAACUGCAGUACCCAUUUAUCAGAGUAACCAGGUGAAACAAUAGAGAUGAAAUCGAUUAUCAGCUUAUUCGUAGUGCUCCUCUGCAUCAGUCAGUGUUUCACUUUGGAAUGCAGGACGUGUAAAGGUGCCAGCUGUUUGAAGGAAGAUAUUCCGUUAGUGAAAUGCGGAAGCACUGAAAUCCCAAAACUGCCAGCUUCCUUCGUCUCCAAGGCAGUGACGGCGAGGGGAGGGCAGUACCAGUGCAUCGAAGCUGAGUACUCCAAUGGUAGAACCAACUACAUGAUCAAGCAGUGCGACGACAUUCUUGCCGUGGAGGAAGACAUCGAAGAGAAAAAACAAGAUGUAUUCAGUGAAGAUAAUGUGAUUUUGUUCAAUGGAGUCAGGAAUAAUGAAGAACUUUUGGAAGAGGGUAGUGGCGACCCGUCUCCAGGUGAUGGCGGUGCUGGUUCUAUUAAGGCGUGGUCGGCUGUAGUGAUUCUAUUAAUUGCGUACUUGCUGAUGUAAUUGUUGUAGAGAGUUUAAGUUAUUUAUUGUAAUAAAUAAAAUUUUAUGUGUGAA
Molecule: messenger RNA, 580 nt
Organism: Aethina tumida (small hive beetle)
Lineage: Eukaryota; Metazoa; Arthropoda; Insecta; Coleoptera; Nitidulidae
Exons: 3
Coding region: 68-526 (152 amino acids)
Source: RefSeq, a predicted model, not a curated record